This is a messenger RNA of Asparagus officinalis (garden asparagus), 975 nucleotides long. RefSeq names its product RPM1-interacting protein 4-like. NCBI's taxonomy places the organism in Eukaryota, Viridiplantae, Streptophyta, Magnoliopsida, Asparagales, Asparagaceae. The record is from RefSeq and is a predicted model, not a curated record. The coding region runs from base 227 to 739 and encodes 170 amino acids. The transcript is spliced from 4 exons.
AUUUCUCCUCUUUCUCUCUCUCUCUCUCUCUCUCUCUCUCUCUCUCUCAUAAUUUGGAUCACUUUCUUUGCACUUUCCUAACUAACCAAAAGUCUCCACUUUUUCCUCCUCCCCUGCCUUUUAUUAGCUUCUCAGUGGCUGGUGCCGCUACUCAGAGCCUUGUCAAAACUUUAAAGGGCCCUUCUCCUUCUUUUCCUCUUCCUGGGGACUGACUUGGUUCAUAUCAAUGGAGCAGCAUGCUCACGUUCCAGAACACUCAACGACACAUCAGGAUGCAAGGGCUCGUCGAUCCUCCACCGACUCACCUUAUGGUAGACAUGGCGAUCCCCCAAGGAAAGUAAGUCGAACGAGUGGUGGAUCAGACCAUAGUGUUGAGCAAUCUCCACUUCGUCGCAAUCAAGCCAAGUCUUCUUGGGAACGGAGGGGUUCAUUGGAAGGUGGACACGGGGUUGCCCCAAACACCCCUGGCAGCAGAUUCAAGACGAGGCCUGGUGAUCGAGGAGAUGAGUCGCCUGAUAAAAGCUCGACCGUGCCGAAGUUUGGGGAGUGGAAUGAAAACGAUCCAGAGUCAGGUGAAGGUUUUACUCACAUUUUUGACAAAGUGAGGAAGGAGAAGCAGACUGGAUCAUCAAAGGUUCCACAUAUUACCAAUGAUUCAGCAUAUCUCAACGAUUAUGGUCAUGGAAGCAGCGGUAAUAAAGCAUCUGGCUGUUGCUGCUUUAGCUGGCGCAAAAAAUGAGGAGCAUGCGGAAAAAAUUAGCAAGUCUGGACUGUAAAUAUCUAUACUGGAGGUUAUAUUUUUAUAAGUUGUCCCUCUCAAAGUGUAUUCUUUUUCUGUCCUACGCGUUUUUGUUGGUAAUAAUCGUGAGUAUAUUUGUUGUGUCAAGAAGAACAAUCAACCUUCUUAUAUUUUUGCUAUUACUUUUGUCUCUCCUUUAGACUCAUUUAUAAUCGAAAUCUCAGAGUGUACGUAAA